GCAGCGGCCGCGGCCGGACGAGCAAUAGCAGCAGCCGUGGCGGCCGCGGGGCGGGGCGUGGCGGUCGGCGACCGCGGCCGGGGCUGCAGGCGGCGGAGCGGCUGGCUUGCCAACACUUGGCGUCACGUGUGAGCCUCGCACAUGUGCCCGCCCUCCAUUCCAGCUCUGUGACUGAACUCUGCUCUUACUGACUAGGGGGCAGUUGGGCAGGCAUGCUUCAUUCCUGGAAUUGACAGUCAUUCCAUUUUUGAACACUAACACUGAAUCAGCACUUCUAAAGCCCUGCCUUCUCCCACUGGCUGCCCUUGGCCUUCAGACACAAUGAGGAGACUGGCUUUUCGGGGAGCUGGUUGUGCUCUGGUAAAGCUGAAGAAGUUGGAUUCCAUGGGUUCCAAAAGAAGAAGAGCUACCUCCCCUUCCAGCAGUGUCAGUGGGGACUUUGAUGACGGGCACCAUUCUGUGUCCACACCAGGCCCGAGCCGGAAGAGGAGAAGACUCUCCAACCUUCCAACUGUAGAUCCUAUUGCUGUGUGCCAUGAGCUCUACAACACUAUCCGAGACUAUAAGGAUGAGCAGGGCAGACUCCUUUGUGAGCUCUUCAUUAGGGCUCCCAAGCGAAGAAAUCAGCCAGACUACUAUGAAGUGGUUUCUCAGCCCAUUGACCUGAUGAAAAUCCAGCAGAAACUGAAAAUGGAAGAGUAUGAUGAUGUGAAUUUGCUCACUGCUGACUUUCAGCUGCUUUUCAACAAUGCAAAGGCCUAUUAUAAGCCGGAUUCUCCGGAAUACAAAGCUGCUUGCAAACUCUGGGAUUUAUACCUUCGGACAAGAAAUGAGUUUGUUCAGAAAGGAGAAGCAGAUGAUGAAGAUGAUGAUGAAGAUGGGCAGGACAAUCAAGGCACAGUUACUGAAGGAUCUUCCCCAGGUUAUUUGAAGGAGAUAUUGGAGCAGCUUCUUGAAGCCAUAGUUGUGGCAACAAACCCGUCUGGGCAUCUUAUUAGUGAACUUUUUCAGAAACUGCCUUCUAAAGUGCAAUAUCCAGACUAUUAUGCAAUAAUUAAGGAGCCUAUAGAUCUGAAGACCAUUGCACAGAGGAUACAGAAUGGAACCUACAAAAGUAUUCAUGCAAUGGCCAAAGAUAUAGAUCUCCUAGCAAAAAAUGCCAAAACAUACAACGAGCCCGGCUCUCAAGUGUUCAAGGAUGCAAAUUCAAUUAAAAAAAUAUUUUACAUGAAAAAGGCGGAAAUUGAACAUCAUGAAAUGACAAAGUCAAGUCUUCGAAUAAGGACUUCAUCACAUUUGGCUGCAGCCAGACUGACAGGUCCUGCACAUAGUAAAAGCAGCCUUAGUGAAGAGAGAAAUUCCACUAGCAAGUAUUACCGGAAUAAAAGAACAGUGCAAGGGGGUCGUUUAUCAGCAAUUACCAUGGCACUUCAGUAUGGCUCAGAGAGUGAAGAGGAUGCUGCUCUAGCUGCUGCACGUUAUGAAGAAGGAGAGUCAGAAGCAGAGAGCAUCACUUCUUUCAUGGAUGUUUCAAAUCCUUUUUAUCAGCUUUAUGACACAGUUAGGAGCUGUCGGAAUAAUCAGGGGCAGCUCAUAGCUGAACCCUUUUUCCAUUUGCCUUCAAAGAAAAAGUACCCUGAUUAUUAUCAGCAAAUUAAAAUGCCCAUAUCACUACAACAGAUCAGAACAAAGCUAAAGAACCAAGAAUAUGAAACUUUAGAUCAUUUGGAGUGUGACCUGAAUUUAAUGUUUGAAAAUGCCAAACGCUAUAAUGUUCCCAAUUCGGCCAUCUACAAGCGGGUUCUAAAAUUACAGCAAGUCAUGCAGGCAAAGAAGAAGGAGCUCGCGAGAAGGGACGACAUUGAGGACGGAGACAGCAUGAUCUCGUCAGCCACCUCUGACACUGGUAGUGCCAAAAGAAAAAGUAAAAAGAACAUAAGAAAGCAGCGAAUGAAAAUCUUAUUCAAUGUUGUUCUUGAAGCUCGAGAGCCAGGUUCAGGCAGAAGACUUUGUGAUCUGUUCAUGGUCAAACCAUCCAAAAAGGACUAUCCUGAUUAUUAUAAAAUCAUCUUAGAGCCAAUGGACCUAAAAAUAAUUGAGCAUAACAUCCGCAAUGACAAAUAUGCAGGAGAAGAGGGAAUGAUAGAAGACAUGAAGUUGAUGUUCCGAAAUGCCAGACACUACAAUGAGGAGGGCUCCCAGGUAUAUAAUGAUGCCCAUAUCCUGGAGAAGUUACUCAAGGAUAAAAGGAAAGAGCUGGGCCCACUUCCUGACGACGAUGACAUAGCUUCUCCCAAACUCAAGCUAAGUAGGAAGAGUGGCAUUUCUCCUAAAAAAUCAAAAUACAUGACUCCUAUGCAGCAGAAACUAAAUGAAGUUUAUGAAGCUGUGAAGAACUACACUGAUAAGCGAGGCCGCCGCCUCAGUGCCAUAUUUCUGAGACUCCCCUCCAGAUCGGAGCUGCCUGACUAUUAUCUCACCAUCAAAAAGCCCAUGGACAUGGAAAAAAUUCGAAGUCACAUGAUGGCCAACAAGUACCAAGAUGUAGACUCUAUGGUAGAAGACUUUGUCAUGAUGUUUAACAACGCCUGUACAUACAACGAACCUGAGUCUUUGAUCUACAAAGAUGCCCUUGUCUUACACAAAGUCCUGCUUGAAACUCGGAGAGACCUGGAGGGAGAUGAAGACUCCCAUGUCCCGAAUGUGACCUUACUAAUCCAAGAGCUUAUCCACAAUCUUUUUGUGUCAGUCAUGAGCCAUCAGGAUGAUGAGGGAAGAUGCUACAGUGACUCCCUAGCAGAAAUUCCUGCGGUGGAUCCUAACUUUCCAACCAAACCUCCCCUUACUUUCGACAUAAUUAGAAAAAAUGUUGAAAAUAAUCGCUACCGGCGGCUUGAUUUAUUUCAGGAACAUAUGUUUGAAGUAUUAGAAAGGGCAAGAAGGAUGAAUCGGACAGAUUCUGAAAUCUAUGAGGAUGCUGUAGAACUUCAGCAGUUCUUUAUUAAGAUCCGUGAUGAACUCUGCAAAAAUGGGGAGAUCCUCCUUUCACCAGCACUCAGCUAUACCACAAAACAUUUACAUAAUGAUGUAGAGAAAGAAAAAAAGGAAAAAUUACCAAAAGAAAUGGAAGAAGAUAAGCUUAAGCGAGAAGAAGAAAAAAGAGAAGCUGAAAAGAGUGAAGAUUCCUCGGGUGCUGCAGCCCUCUCGGGCUUACAUCGCACUUACAGCCAGGACUGCAGCUUUAAGAACAGCAUGUACCAUGUUGGAGAUUAUGUCUAUGUGGAACCUGCAGAAGCCAACCUACAGCCACAUAUAGUCUGCAUUGAGAGACUGUGGGAAGAUUCAGCAGGUGAAAAAUGGUUAUAUGGCUGUUGGUUUUAUCGGCCAAACGAAACAUUCCACCUGGCUACACGAAAAUUUCUAGAAAAGGAGGUUUUUAAGAGUGAUUAUUACAAUAAAGUUCCUGUUAGUAAAAUUCUAGGCAAAUGUGUGGUCAUGUUUGUCAAGGAAUACUUUAAAUUAUGCCCAGAAAACUUUCGAGAUGAGGAUGUUUUUGUCUGUGAAUCACGGUAUUCUGCCAAAACCAAAUCUUUUAAAAAAAUUAAACUGUGGACCAUGCCCAUCAGCUCAGUUCGGUUUGUCCCUCGGGAUGUACCCCUGCCUGUGGUUCGAGUGGCCUCCGUAUUUGCAAAUGCAGAUAAAGGGGAUGAUGAGAAGAACACAGAUAAUUCAGAAGACAGUCGUGCUGAAGACAGUCUUAACUUGGAAAAGGAAAAGGAAGAUGUGCCUGUGGAAAUGCCCAAUGGUGAGCCCGGUUGCCAUUACUUUGAGCAGCUCCGUUAUAAUGACAUGUGGCUGAAGGUUGGAGACUGUGUCUUCAUCAAGUCCCAUGGUCUAGUACGCCCUCGUGUAGGCAGAAUUGAAAAAGUGUGGGUCCGAGAUGGAGCUGCAUAUUUUUAUGGUCCCAUCUUCAUUCACCCAGAAGAAACAGAACAUGAACCCACAAAAAUGUUCUACAAAAAAGAAGUGUUCCUGAGUAAUCUGGAAGAAACCUGCCCCAUGACAUGUAUUCUGGGAAAGUGUGCUGUGUUGUCAUUCAAGGACUUCCUCUCCUGCAGGCCAACUGAAAUAUCAGAAAAUGAUGUCCUGCUAUGUGAGAGCCGCUACAAUGAAAGCGACAAGCAGAUGAAAAAAUUCAAGGGCUUGAAGAGGUUUUCACUCUCUGCUAAAGUGGUAGAUGAUGAAAUUUACUACUUCAGAAAACCAAUUGUUCCUCAGAAGGAACCCUCUCCUUUGUUGGAAAAGAAGAUCCAGUUGCUUGAAGCUAAAUUUGCAGAGUUAGAAGGUGGAGAUGAUGAUGCUGAAGAGCUGGGGGAAGAAGAUAGUGAGGUCAUUGAGCCUCCUGCUCUACCUCAGCUUCAGACUUCCCUGGCCAGCGAGCUGGACCUCAUGCCCUACACUCCCCCACAGUCUACCCCAAAGUCUGCCAAAGGCAGUGCAAAGAAAGAAAGCUCCAAACGGAAAAUCAACAUGAGUGGCUAUAUCCUGUUCAGCAGUGAGAUGAGAGCUGUGAUUAAGGCCCAGCAUCCAGACUACUCUUUUGGGGAGCUCAGCCGACUGGUGGGGACAGAAUGGAGAAACCUUGAGACGGCCAAGAAAGCAGAAUAUGAAGAGCGGGCAGCUAAAGUUGCUGAGCAGCAGGAGAGAGAGCGAGCAGUACAGCAACAGCAGCCGAGUGCUUCUCCCCGAGCAGGCACCCCUGUGGGGGCUCUCAUGGGGGUGGUGCCACCACCAACACCAAUGGGGAUGCUCAAUCAGCAGUUGACACCUGUUGCAGGCAUGAUGGGUGGCUAUCCGCCAGGCCUUCCACCUUUGCAGGGCCCAGUUGAUGGCCUUGUUAGCAUGGGCAGCAUGCAGCCACUUCACCCUGGGGGGCCUCCACCCCACCAUCUUCCGCCAGGUGUGCCUGGCCUUCCAGGCAUCCCACCACCGGGUGUGAUGAACCAAGGAGUGGCCCCUAUGGUAGGGACUCCAGCUCCAGGUGGAAGUCCAUAUGGACAACAGGUGGGAGUUUUGGGACCACCUGGGCAGCAGGCACCACCUCCAUAUCCUGGCCCACAUCCUGCUGGCCCCCCUAUCAUACAGCAGCCAACAACACCCAUGUUUGUGGCUCCUCCACCGAAGACCCAACGACUUCUCCACUCAGAGGCCUACCUUAAAUACAUUGAAGGACUCAGUGCUGAGUCCAACAGCAUUAGCAAGUGGGACCAGACGCUGGCAGCUCGAAGACGCGAUGUCCAUUUGUCCAAAGAGCAGGAGAGCCGCUUGCCCGCUCACUGGCUGAAAAGCAAAGGGGCCCAUACCACCAUGGCAGAUGCCCUCUGGCGCCUUCGGGAUUUGAUGCUCCGAGACACCCUCAACAUCCGCCAAGCAUACAACCUUGAAAAUGUUUAGUCACAUCCCUACGUUUCUUUUAUAGAAGCAUACAGAGUUGUGGAACAGUAGCCAUUUUAGUUACUGGGGGUGGGGGAAGGAACAAAGGCUGAUAAUUUUUAUUGCAUUUUACUGUACAUCACAAGGCCAUUUUUAUAUACGGACACUUUUAAUAAGCUAUUUCAAUUUGGUUUUUGUUAUAUUAAGUUGACUUUAUCAAAUACACAAAGAUUUUUUUGCAUAUGUUUCCUUCGUUUAAAACCAGUUUCAUAAUUGGUUGUAUAUGUAGCCUGGGAGUUUUAUCUUUUUACUUGUUGCCAUGGAACUGAAACCAUCGAAGGUUUUUGUCUUGGCUUGGGAUUCUUGUUGUGUUUUUUGGGGGGUGGGGGGAGGAGGUGGUUUUUUCUUUUUUUAUAAACAAACAAAAUGGAAAAAAAAUCACAAGAGUUUACAGAUUAGUUUAAGUUGACAAAGAAAUGUGAAGUUGAUCCUAGUUUACAUCAUAGAGAGGGGAGUGUACUUCAGUGUCUGUUUCAUGUGCCUGAAGCUCUUAAGCCACUUUCCACUAAAGCAGUUUCUUCCAGGUGACAUGAAGUGCUUUCUUUGAAAGGUGGUCAUUCUGAUUGCAGGUGUAGACAGGCAGCAUGUUUGCCCUGUGCUCUCUCAGGCUCCCUACGCAAAGCUGGGGCCUGGGCUCCGCAUCCGCCGAGAGCCAGUGUAGCUAGACACGGGGUGCUUGGUCUGGUGCUGAGGAAGGCUUCUCUGCUAGCAGUGAUUUUUGCAGAACGUGCUCACCUGAAUGAUAUUUAGCCCAGCAGGUAAGUUUAAAGGUACUUUUGAUCUGUUUAUAGUGAAUUCACAGUUUAUGCCUAUACAUGCUAGAUGAUUUUAUAUUUUAAAUCUGUUACAUUGAAAAACAUUAAUCUUCAAGCAUUGAGGUGUGCCUGGAGGUGAUUUAUUUUUAAAGUUCACACCUAACCUAACCUCAAAAAGGGAGUAUAUAAUUGGAUAUGAGCUAUGUCUGGAGGAUAAUUGUGGGACUGUAGAUUGCCUGCAUAUGCAACUAUGUUUUGUUUUAUUUCCUUGUUAUCCAAUGUGGCUUUGUUUUUGUUUUUGUUUUUUUUCAUGUAAAUUUCAGGGUUCUGAUUCCUGACCAGAGUUUAAUUAUUUUCUUCUAAAAAAAAUUUUUUUUAAUUUAGCUUAUGCUUUUGAAUUACAGAGAAAGGAGUAAUAAUUUAAGAAAUGCUCUCUAAAAAUACCAUACCAUAUCCCACACACCUGGGUUUGGUGACCAUGUCUUUCUAUACAGCCCUAGAAUAAACAUCUGGAAGCAGUGGGGAACACGCAGUAGUGUUUAACUUGGUGGUAUGUUUUGGAGACUGACCUCAUUGUGACAGGGUGGUUGCCAUGGUGGUGAAGCUUCCAUUGCUCUUUCUCAAUUGAGAGACUCUCAAAGGAUACUAUUUUCCUUUUAAUAUGCUAUGAAUCAAUACCCGGAUGUGUAAUUAUCGUAUUUACUAAAUCAUGAGGGCAAAGGGUGUAGAAUGGGGAAAAGUCUCUUGUAUUAAAUGUUACUUUAAAUACAAGAGACCCUUGUAACUUAACUGCCUUUAGUCAACCACUGGAUCUCAAUUUGCAUCACGUAUUUUAAGCAGUUUUGGAUUUUUAAAAAUACAUUACAAGAGUAGUGUCAAUACCUUAUUGUUAAACUCAAUCAGAUUAAGAAAUCUUCAGUUCUUGGUUAUUUGGGCCAUUGAAUCAUCAUGGAGUAAGAGUCUUUUCUUUCUAGACACCCUUGAAUUACACCAAAGAACAUAAUUUUGUUAAAUUAUUUAUUUAUUUCCUGCAUUUAUUUCCCUUUUUAAGGUCUGGAUGAGACUUUUUGGGGAGCCUCUAUAAACUCUUCCCUGUGGGCCACAUGGGGCAUUAGAAACCAGAGCACUCCAGGCUCCUUGCCAGUGUCUCCAGGUGCUGUGGGAACCGUGGGGCCAGCCAGGGCAUUCCCUGAGACAUUGCAGAGCCGGCCCAGGGCACUAGAAGGCAGGCCCUGAUUAAAUGUUUUUUAAAAAUGUAAAAAAAGGAAAAAAAAGGAAAAGAAAAAAAAAACUUGCGUAUUUAUUUUAGAAUCAUGUCUUUCUGCAUACUAACCUGGAGAAUAUCAAUUAGCGUUUAAGAUAUGAGAUUUGAGACCGACCAGCCAUCUUCCCAAAAAAAAAAAAGAAAGAAAAGUAAGUAUUCUGACUUCAGAAAGUACAAGUAAACUACAUCGUUUCUUCAUUAAUUUUAGGAAUUGUAGUAAUGUGGCUUAGAUAGUAUAAUGGCCUAAAUGUUUUCAAAGUUUAAGUUCCUGUGGAGAAUUUUGUUAUAUGCAGGAAAACCUAUAGGUUUAAAAUAGUCUAUUUUGUCAGCCAAGAUUUAAAGGGCCUUUAACUGUUUUUGUUUUUUCUUACCUCUCCUUCCCUUCCUAUGAGGAAGAAUGGAAGGGGGGAGGAGGACAUUUAUUUGUGUAAAAUCCCCAAAUUGGUGUUCAUUGACUUUCAGCUUGAAGGUUUUCAGACCUGAUUAAAAUUUGGUUUAUUCUAAUUUCUGUAUCAUCUUCUUUGGAGGCUUAAGUGGUAAUUAGUCUUAUAACAUGUAUGUAUCAUAUGUUUGUUCAUCUAAAGCUUUUUAAUCCAAAUAAAAAUGGAGUUUGCAAAGUGA
Ochotona curzoniae (black-lipped pika) is the source of this 8133-nucleotide messenger RNA. RefSeq names its product polybromo 1 (gene PBRM1). Bases 322 to 5454 code for a protein of 1710 amino acids. NCBI's taxonomy places the organism in Eukaryota, Metazoa, Chordata, Mammalia, Lagomorpha, Ochotonidae. Gene Ontology annotation, molecular function: chromatin binding; protein binding. The record is from RefSeq and is a predicted model, not a curated record. The transcript has 33 exons. Gene Ontology annotation, biological process: chromatin remodeling. Gene Ontology annotation, cellular component: RSC-type complex.